Acanthosepion pharaonis is the source of this 1092-nucleotide messenger RNA. The record is from the annotation of a GenBank genome assembly. NCBI's taxonomy places the organism in Eukaryota, Metazoa, Mollusca, Cephalopoda, Sepiida, Sepiidae.
AUGAUAGCUAAACAUCUUUAUUCCUAUUUAUUUUCGUUUCUUUCUCAAGAACUUUCUUUCUUUUUUUUUUUAAUUCUUCACCUUAAUUUGCUUUCUUUUAUUUCCUCUCAUUUCUCUCUCAAAACACACACGCACUUUUCCUUCCUCCCUCAACACUCUCUUUACUCGUUCAUUUGCUUCUUUCUCCUCCUUUCCCUCUCAACUCACUCUCUUUCGCUUCUCGUAACGCUCAACUCCCUCUCUUUUCAUUUCAUUUCUCUAUCGACACUCUCACUUAUUUCUCUCAACUCCUUCCUCUUCCCAUUCCUCUCUAAAUCCCAUCUCUUCAGUUUCUCCCUCAACUUCCUCUCUCUUCAUUGCAUUUCUCUCUCAAUACAGAUUCUAUCUCUCUUCUCAUUUAUCUUUCAAGACUCACACACCCUCUAUCUCUCUCUUCGUUUUCUCUCUCAAAUCAUUUUCUCUUUUCUCGUUCAAAUCCCUCUCCUAUCAUUUCUCUCUCAACUCCUUUUCUCGUUUCUCUCUCAUCUCAUAACUCUCUCAAAUCACUCUUUCCGUUUCAUUUCUCUCAGCACUCUCCCUCUCUUAAUUUUUGUCUCAACUCCUCCUCUUGUUGUUCCUAUCUCAACUCACUCUCUUCUCGUUUCAUUUUUCUCUCAUCACACUCUCUAUCAACACACACACAUUCUCUCUCUUCUUGUUUUACGCUCACCUCCAUCGACUCUCUCUCUCUCUACAUCUAUUCAAAUGUCCUCAGCUCUCUUUUCGUCUAUUACUCUCUCUACUCCGCCAACACUCUCUUCAUCUACCGUGUUCAUUCCUAUUUUUCUAUGUAUAAUAGAAAAAGAAUUUUAUUUUCACUCUUUCCGCCCUGUCCCUCCCCUUUGGGCUUCUGCCCUGCUUGACCAAUGUAAGACUCACCACCCUUGGCCAAUCAAUACGACCCAUUCCCCGAUUACCUAUCCACCUGCCAUAGGACGGCCACUCAAAGCUCGCCGAUCGCCCUUUCUGACCCACGAAUUCGUUUACCUCUUUUCAUUUGUUGUUUGCAUUUCCUUGCAAGAGAAUGUUCACCUCUGCAGCGUCGACGCUUAA